Closterium sp. Naga37s-1 is the source of this 1869-nucleotide messenger RNA. The record is from the annotation of a GenBank genome assembly. Lineage: Eukaryota; Viridiplantae; Streptophyta; Zygnematophyceae; Desmidiales; Closteriaceae.
AUGCUAUUAAAUGCGUUUGAGAGAUCCGCCUGGAGAAUUGUGGCGUCACUGUGCGUGCUCAUGUAUGAUCUGGCGGCGUGGAUUAUCGCCUCGCUACCUCCUUGGACGGCUACGCAGUACUGGAGUGGGAGGAAAUGGGCCCGUGUCGCUUCUGCUAGUGAGGAAAGUGCCGAUUUUGCCGCAAGGCAUAGGACACACUCUCCUACGGCUAUGGGCCGAGUCCCUCCCUCUGGCUUGGCGAGAGCGAUGAGGCGGAAGGACGUGAGCAGGGAGCACACCUCUUCGGGGAGUUUCCCUUGGAGUAUUGUGUUGACGAGGGCGUGGAGGUGGGUGGUAACGACUGCGUUGGCGAUAGCUGCAUCCCUGAGGUGUUCGAACGUCAUCCCCGACGGCCCUCCCCCUACUCCGUUUUCACAGCGGCAUAGGAUUUUCGUGAAUGCAGCUGAGGUGAUGGUCACCACGUGGGCCUCGUCCGUUGGUGUCCAGUCAAUAUGUCCAGGUGGCGUGGAUGCGGCUCGGGCGGGUGUUGCAACAUUCACUCGACUCUCCACUGCUGGAGCAGCUUCACCUUUAUCCCCACCACUUCCUUCCGUGAUUGAUUCAGCGGCUGGCUGGGCAAUAAAGCCAGCCUCGCCGCCCUUUGGAAGCCGUUCUCCCGUCCUCGGCCACGCCCCGCAGCUCGCUGCCGCCCGCAUCUGCCUCCACGUAAUGCCUGUGGCGGUUGGUGGCGGUUCCCCGGUGCCGUAUUCGCCGCGGCCGUUUGGCGUGGCGUUAGCUGCGCUUGCCUCGCCGGUACAGUCGGCGCCGGUUGCCCCUGUUGCGGCAAUGUCUGUCGCGGGUUCUCCUCCUCACGCGUGCUCCACGGUAGUCGACUCUGGACGAGAGUCGGCGGGUGUGGCCGUCCAACCGCGCGUGGUGGCGCCGGCGCCUGUGCCUGCCUUCGUUCUGGCGCCUGCGGCUGACGUGGCGCCUCUCCCUGCUCCUGGCGCGGCGCCCUCUCCCGCGCCUCACGUUCCGGUGUUAUCGUCGCCUGCUGAGACGGCGGCUGUUGCUGGGGUGGCACCUGCGUCUGGCGUGGCGCCUCCUCCUGUGCCUGUGGCGCUGCCAGUGGUGUCUCCUGCUGCAUCCCUUGGUGCACCGGGCGGGGAGUCUGCCCCUCCGCUCCCCGCGGCUUCCGCGUCUGCCCAUGCCCUUCCUCCGGCUGUGCAGCAGCGUAACUCCCGUCCACAUUCGCCCUCCCCCCAAGAUGAGCGGGCAACAAUCGCGGACGUGCGGCAGAUUGUGAUUGAGGCGUUUCGCGACGGUCAGGCCGGCCCGGCGAGUCAAAAAAGCUCGCGACGUACGGCUCCCACGCCGUCUGCUCCCCUUCCGGUCGCUCGCCCCGUGGUUGCUCCGACGCCCGCGGUGUCACUGCCGUCGGCCCCUGCUCGUGGUGGUGGGGCUGGACUUCCUCGACUACAGCUCCCUUCUCUCGCGGAGGAGCUCCUUCCCCCGCGCGCCGAGGUUCCGGAGGCGACGCUCGGCCAGUUAUGGAGGCUCUCGGAGAGCCUCCGUGCGCUCCUUCUUGUGCAGUCCCUGGCGCACGGGUCUCUUCCGCCUGUUCCGGCGGAAUCUCUGUUUGACGGCCCGCGGGACGACUGUCUUGACGCGGCCGACCAGAUUGCCCUCCUCCUAGCGCCUGUGUUGGCCGCGCCCGUGCGGGGAGGCGUUGGGGCUGUGGGGCAACUGGACGCGGCUGUGCGGGACUUACGGAGGUACCUGCGGGCAGGUUCCGGAGCCGACGCGAUUGGCGCCGCCAUUCUGGUGGUCCGCUCGGUGUGGCAGACGAUGACGGGCAUUCUGCAUGCCCUGCAGGCGGAUCGGAUGUAG